AGUUUGCCAAAUUGAAAAGAAAACCCACUUUCUCUCUCUAAAACCGCCUCCUCUCUCUACACACCAAAAAUGGCGGCAACAUCUCGGAGAACCGCUAGCGGUCCAGUCCUACGAUCUCUCUCCCCAGCCAACACUAAUCGUAUGCCUUCCGCCUUCGCAACCUCCACUUUCUCCUCUCCUUCUUCCUAUUUCUUCAACAGAUCUGCAUCUCCAACACGCGUCAAUCUGUACGGCACCACCACCACCGGAGCACCGUCUGUCCGAUUCACUUUCGAUCGUCCAAUUUCUCCCAGCCGAUCUAUUUCCGCAUCGUCAAGGAACGAUCACGUUGUCAGGAAACCGAAUCGGAAUCAACCGUCGUCUCCGGCAACGGCGUCGACGAAGAGGACGUGUAUGUGUUCGCCGACGAAUCAUCCUGGAUCAUUCAGAUGUAGCUUGCACAAGAAUCAUUCGUCGUCGGUUCAACCGUUUCAGUCUAAUCGUCUUAAUGCUCGUAGAUCUGCUAUGACGAACUCGCUUGUACGGAUCGGAACUGUUGAAGGAGAUCUGGUGAAGAGAGCGUUAGCUGCACUUAUUCGUCCGUCUUCUCAUCAUCAACGGCGGCGCGUGAACUUUCAGCCUAGGCCGAGUCGGUUAUCGAUCAUGUCCAAAGCAGAGGAUUCGUGAAUCCUAAUCAGUAAUAUGAUCUGAUCUGCAGGUUCUUCCUUCAUAUUCUGGCGAAGAAGAAGGAAGGUCGGAUUUGGACUAGUUUUUGUGUGGUCCAGUGACUGAAACUCCGAUUGAUUACAGGACCAAAUCACUUCUAUUCAGACUGUUUAUAUAU
Impatiens glandulifera is the source of this 823-nucleotide messenger RNA. RefSeq lists its product as uncharacterized. The transcript has a single exon. The record is from RefSeq and is a predicted model, not a curated record. Lineage: Eukaryota; Viridiplantae; Streptophyta; Magnoliopsida; Ericales; Balsaminaceae. Bases 70 to 666 code for a protein of 198 amino acids.